Molecule: messenger RNA, 698 nt
Organism: Hyposmocoma kahamanoa
Lineage: Eukaryota; Metazoa; Arthropoda; Insecta; Lepidoptera; Cosmopterigidae
Gene: cni
Product: protein cornichon
Exons: 4
Coding region: 87-521 (144 amino acids)
Biological process (GO): endoplasmic reticulum to Golgi vesicle-mediated transport
Cellular component (GO): endoplasmic reticulum membrane; COPII-coated ER to Golgi transport vesicle
Source: RefSeq, a predicted model, not a curated record
CCCACGGUUGAGCCACAAUAAGUUAUUGAAAGGAAAACAAAACUGUCAUAUCAUCUGAUUGUCAUUGUCAAAUAAAUUUUGGCAAAAUGGCGUUCAGCUUCCCCGCGUUUUCGUAUAUUAUUGCCCUGAUUGUCGAUGCAUUUCUUAUAUUUUUCUCAAUAUUUCACGUAAUAGCAUUCGAUGAACUCAAAACAGAUUAUAAAAAUCCAAUAGAUCAAUGUAACAGUCUUAAUCCUUUGGUUUUACCGGAGUAUUUGCUGCAUCUAUUCAUAAAUUUACUUUUCUUAUUAUCCGGAGAAUGGUUUGCAUUGAUAAUCAACUUGCCUUUGAUAUUGUACCACAUACACAGAUAUCGAAAUCGGCCAGUAAUGUCGGGGCCAGGCCUAUAUGACCCCACGAGCAUUAUGAAUGCCGAUGUAUUGACAGUUUGCCAAAGAGAAGGUUGGAUCAAACUUGCAUUUUAUUUGCUGUCCUUCUUUUUGUACCUCUACGGGAUGAUAGUAGUGUUGAUUGCGGCGUAAACUCAUACUCCAUUGCCCGUGGUUCACCAUAAGUCAUAAUUUAUUGCUGAAGAGUCCUCAAACCUGAUGGUUGUUAUUGUUUAGCGAACAAGUGGAAUGUUACAUACUGCAUUUUAUGUGAUCACAUAAUAUUGUAUAAUAAUUAACUUUGAUAAUAAAUUUCGUAUUAAUUUAUCC